This is a messenger RNA of Hordeum vulgare subsp. vulgare (domesticated barley), 1393 nucleotides long. Its product is annotated as brassinosteroid-responsive RING protein 1-like. The record is from RefSeq and is a predicted model, not a curated record. Gene Ontology annotation, molecular function: ubiquitin protein ligase activity. Gene Ontology annotation, biological process: protein ubiquitination. Lineage: Eukaryota; Viridiplantae; Streptophyta; Magnoliopsida; Poales; Poaceae. Bases 291 to 803 code for a protein of 170 amino acids. The transcript has a single exon.
ACACAACCUUGUCACGCCUCAACAGUUUGUUAAUUGGCCACCUACGCUCCCUCUCUCUCUCUGUCUGUCCACUGUACAUCUCCGUCGCCAUCCUGCAACCCCCAUCCUGUACCUCUCCUCCUCCUCCUCCCACCAGUGUCACUCUCCUACCCUCCUCCUCCUCCAUAGCUAGCUGCUAUAAAGGCCGGAGGUCUGUGUGCCAUUGAGAUCCCUCCUCCUCAAUCUCCACCCAUCUCUUUAGUUUCUUGAUUCGGCCAGUCCAUCCAGGUAGAGAGCCAGAGAUCAAUACAAUGGGGUUCCCCGCGGUGUACUCGGAGAUGCCCAGGCUGCUGCUCAACCUCCUCUUCCUGCUCGGCCACCUGCGCCGCCUCUCCUCAUGGCUGCUCCGCCUCGUCGGCGCCGGCGUCGACGACGACCUCAGCUUCGACUACUCCGACGCCUCCGACGCAGCCUACUUCGCCGACCACCACCACCACCAGCACCAACACGACCACGGCCACGGCCUGGAGGAGCUGGAGGAGCACUCUCCGGCCGUGCGCUUCGACGCGCUCUCCGCUGCUUCCGCCGGAGAUGACGGCACGCCGCUGCUGCCGGAGGGCUGCGCGGUGUGCCUCGGCGACUUCCACGGCGCCGCCCGGGUGCGCCGGCCGCGCGGGUGCCGGCACGUCUUCCACCGCGGGUGCCUCGACCGCUGGGCCGCCCACGGCCACCGCACCUGCCCGCUCUGCCGGGCGCCGCUGCUCCCUCCGCCGGCGACGGCGCCCGUCCUCCUGCCGCUCCCGGUCCCGCUCCCGGCGUCGUGAUUGGUUCACACAUCAUAGCAAGCUGAUGCAGGGUGCUGUUUGCAUAUAUGUUCGGCGACUAUUCUUGCGGGAUCCUGAGGAGAGGGUUCCGAAUUUGUCGCUCCCGGUUGGGUUUUUAUGCAAAAUCAAGCUCAACCGGGUAGAGCAGAGCACGGCAAGGGCAAAGGAGGCCCGCCCAUUGGUGGAGAGGAGUCGAAGUAUUUUCCGAUUGCCCCCUCGCUUGGAGAGGUUAUUACAAGCCGAUCCCCGUGGAAGGGGAUUGGUUCCUGGUUUGAGCUUUGGUUAUUAAUUUGGGUUUGGAGAGCAAAAUCCAUAAACCGAGACAGAAGAAGAGGAGGAUAUGUAUAUACAUCAGGUUUAGAUUAGUGGAGGUAAAUAGGGGUGUGAAAUCCGAAUAUAUGCAGGGGAAUUUGGGAAACGCUUUCUCUCUGCUCACUUUUUCUUUCAUUUUUAUUCUUGUCUUAGGAUUUGCUUUUUCUUUUUUCAAGCUGUAUUCUUGUCUUAAGAUUUUACCAGGACCACAUAUUUUUCAUCUUUAUACUACUAUACUCCUUCUCAAGGGGGAUGGAGAUACCACCUGUUUUUUUCUA